AUGGUCAUCAGCAAGAUGACCGAUUGGUGUUUGCAUUGCAAAGAACUGGCACCAGAAUAUGCAAAAGCCGCCAAGAAGCUCACAGUACCUUUAGCCAAAGUGGAUGCGUCUGUCGAAACUGAGCUUGCGAAAAAGUAUAAUAUCGAGGGAUAUCCAAUACUUAAAUUUUGGCAGAACAGUGAAGAUCCAAUCAAUUAUGACGGUGAACAGGAUGCGGAAGGCAUUAUCGAAUGGGUAUCAAAGAAAGCGGAUCCCAACUACAAGCCACCUCCGUCCAGUGUUCUCACACUGAGCAAGGAAAAUUUCACUGAAAAAAUCAACUUAGAACCAUUGAUGCUCGUCAAAUUCUACGCCCCAUGGUGUGGACACUGUAAGAAACUGGCGCCUGAAUUUGAAAAAGCCGCUAGGCAGUUAAAGCUUUUGUUACAUUUCGUUGUUUCUCGUCAGGAGAGGAAUAUUGUGCUGGCAGAAGUGGAUGCCACCGUGGAGACAAGCCUGGCCGAGGAGUUCGAUGUCACUGGUUAUCCAAAGCUAAUUAUUUUCCGGUAUGGCAAGAAAUUCGAGUACAAGGGACCUCGUGAUGCUAGGGGUAUUUCCUUUCUCUCGUCACAAUCAAAAAUCUGUUGUUUGGGAAAAUACUUCGCUUCAUACGUUGUUUUUGCUUCCUUAUGGGUCAAGAUUUGA
Messenger RNA from Gongylonema pulchrum, 684 nucleotides. The record is from the annotation of a GenBank genome assembly. NCBI's taxonomy places the organism in Eukaryota, Metazoa, Nematoda, Chromadorea, Rhabditida, Gongylonematidae.